Molecule: messenger RNA, 1852 nt
Organism: Euleptes europaea (tarantolino)
Lineage: Eukaryota; Metazoa; Chordata; Lepidosauria; Squamata; Sphaerodactylidae
Product: potassium voltage-gated channel subfamily A member 2
Exons: 1
Coding region: 143-1636 (497 amino acids)
Biological process (GO): protein homooligomerization; potassium ion transmembrane transport
Cellular component (GO): membrane; axon terminus; dendrite
Molecular function (GO): protein binding; delayed rectifier potassium channel activity
Source: RefSeq, a predicted model, not a curated record
GACAGACUUUUAUGAUUCUCUCUUCAUGUUUUCAUGAGCCACUUCCAAGCCAAUGUGCUGACCCUCACAACAGAUAUUAGACUCCCCUUGAACCUUGCCCUACCGCCAGACAUUCCGAAAAGUUUAGAUUAAAGGUAUAAAUAUGACAGUUGCUACUGGAGACCCAACAGAUGAAGCAGCUUUGCCUGGUCAUCCUCAGGACACCUAUAACCCAGAAGCCGAUCAUGAAUGUUGCGAACGGGUGGUCAUUAACAUCUCAGGACUGCGGUUUGAAACCCAGCUGAAGACACUUGCUCAGUUUCCAGAUACCUUGUUAGGAGAUCCUAAAAAGAGAAUGCGGUAUUUCGAUCCUCUCCGGAAUGAGUAUUUCUUUGACCGAAACCGACCCAGCUUUGAUGCCAUUUUGUACUACUACCAAUCCGGUGGCAGACUGAGGCGGCCUGUUAAUGUGCCCUUAGACAUUUUCUCAGAAGAGAUAAGGUUUUAUGAACUUGGGGAAGAAGCUAUGGAGAUGUUCCGGGAGGAUGAAGGUUACAUCAAAGAAGAAGAACGGCCUUUACCAGAGAAUGAGUUUCAGAGACAAGUUUGGCUGCUGUUUGAGUACCCAGAAAGCUCUGGGCCAGCCAGGAUUAUAGCAAUUGUCUCUGUCAUGGUCAUUUUGAUCUCAAUUGUAAGCUUUUGCCUGGAAACUUUGCCUGUGUUCCGGGAUGAGAACGAAGACAUGCCUGGUAGCAGUCCAAGCCAUUAUUCCAAUAGCACUUUUGGGUCUCAUCAUCAGCAAACCUCUUUUACAGACCCUUUCUUUAUAGUAGAGACUCUCUGCAUAAUUUGGUUCUCUUUUGAAUUCUUGGUGAGAUUCUUUGCCUGCCCCAGCAAAGCUGGGUUUUUUACCAACAUCAUGAACAUCAUUGACAUUGUAGCUAUCAUCCCUUACUUCAUCACGCUUGGAACAGAACUGGCUGAGAAACCAGAAGAUGGCCAACAAGGCCAACAGGCAAUGUCUCUAGCCAUCCUUCGAGUGAUCCGUCUGGUGAGGGUGUUUAGGAUCUUCAAACUCUCCAGACAUUCCAAAGGAUUGCAGAUCCUGGGACAAACCCUUAAGGCCAGCAUGAGGGAACUGGGCCUCUUGAUAUUUUUCCUCUUCAUUGGUGUCAUCCUGUUCUCCAGCGCCGUCUACUUCGCAGAGGCUGAUGAGAGCGAAUCUCAGUUUCCCAGCAUUCCUGAUGCUUUUUGGUGGGCAGUGGUUUCCAUGACAACAGUUGGCUAUGGAGACAUGGUUCCCACCACCAUAGGGGGAAAAAUAGUUGGUUCCUUGUGUGCCAUUGCAGGUGUAUUAACAAUUGCCUUACCAGUGCCGGUUAUAGUGUCCAAUUUCAACUACUUCUAUCACCGUGAGACAGAGGGAGAGGAGCAAGCUCAAUACUUGCAAGUCACCAGCUGCCCAAAGAUCCCUUCUUCCCCUGACCUAAAGAAAAGCAGAAGUGCCUCCACUAUUAGUAAGUCUGAUUAUAUGGAGAUACAAGAAGGUGUGAAUAACAGUAACGAGGACUUUAGAGAGGAGAACUUGAAAACAGCAAAUUGCACCCUAGCUAACACAAACUAUGUUAAUAUAACCAAAAUGCUAACUGACGUCUAGUUAAUUAAAAAAACAACCUAAUAUUUAAGACUCAAGUGGAACAAUUGCAGAUGUUGCAUAAUACCUUGCAUUGUAGUUAAUACAAUAUGUUCUACAACGUGUAUUGGUUCUGCAUGGAAAGCAAUAGUUGUGUAAGUGACUCUUUUUAACAUUUGAUGCUCAAUAAGCUUUCAUGCAAUCUUUUUCCAUUGCAGACUUCUGGGUUUCCAUGGAGCA